Messenger RNA from Passer montanus (Eurasian tree sparrow), 1312 nucleotides. RefSeq names its product Bcl2 modifying factor (gene BMF). Gene Ontology annotation, biological process: negative regulation of autophagy; positive regulation of apoptotic process; apoptotic process. Gene Ontology annotation, cellular component: myosin complex. The transcript has 5 exons. NCBI's taxonomy places the organism in Eukaryota, Metazoa, Chordata, Aves, Passeriformes, Passeridae. Bases 295 to 876 code for a protein of 193 amino acids. The record is from RefSeq and is a predicted model, not a curated record.
GCCGUCAGCUGUUCGCGGCGCGCCCGCCGGCGCCGGCCGCAGUUUGGCGGCGCGGAGGCUGCAGCGGCGGCGGCGGCUCCUCCCGGGACGCCCCGUCCCCGAGGGACGCCCGUCCCGCUUCUCGGCCUGAAAUUCCUCUUGCUAGUCUUCCAUUCUGUUAAAUGCUUCGCAAACCAGAGCAAAGGAAGAGACAUGAAGAGUUGAAUUUCACUGCCUUGUUUGGAACUGGGUGGAAAUCCUGGAGAUGGAUCUCUUAGGAGUCUGUCUUCCAAUUGGGUUAGAUGCACAGGAGCAAUGGAUCGCCCCAACUACCUGGAAGAGGACUAUUCUAGCCUGGAUGGGCUGGACGAUGACGUGUUUCACUCUGAUGACUUUGGACUUGCAGGUCAGCCUGGUGAGAUGACUGCAACUGGCUUUUUCACACAGAACCAGUCCUACAGCUGCCUUCUGGGGAGGUUUCAACUAUUCCCCCUCACACACUGCUGUGGUCCCGGUAUCAGGCAUCCUGAGCAGCAGGACAAGGCAACUCAAACACUCAGCCCAUCCUCUUCCAGUCAGGAUGUUAUGUUGCCUUGUGGAGUCACUGAAGAGCCACGGAGACUCUUCUAUGGGAGUGCUGGUUACCGUUUACAUGUCCCUCCAGCUGGCUUUGUGUUGGAUCCGCACCUCCAGGAGGAAGCUCGGGAAGGUCAGCGGGAAGCACGAGCUGAGGUGCAGAUUGCACGGAAGUUGCAGUGCAUCGCCGACCAGUUCCACCGGCUCCACAUGCAGAGGCAUCAGCAGAACAGAAAUCAAGUGUGGUGGCAGCUCUUUCUCUUCCUACACAACUUGGCCUUAAACACGGAGGUGAACAGGAACCACACUGGGCAGAGGUGAGCUUCGCCCGCCUGUUUCAGGCCACAUCCAGUCUGCAGGGAGCACUGAACAAACACUGGUUCGGGGGCGAGACAUUGCACACCGCCGGCCGGAUGUGAGGACUCUGACUUUCUGAUCCUCGUCUUCAAGUUUGGGUGUUUUUACGGACUCUUCUUUGCUGCUGCCUGCCUCGCGAGGCGGGGAGCUCUUGUCCAACACUGUUGAAGGAAAGCCAGAAUGUGGGUGUGUUUGGUAAAGCUUGCUGCUGGCUCCCCGCACCGGUGACCUCUGUGCAAGGGAGGCAGGUAUUAGACUGAAGGCUUCCUCUGCCCUGGGUAGUAGUGGAUGGUAGAGUGCAGGAGUGUCAUUUUGGCUGCUAGUUGAAAGUGAUGCCUGGGAUUGAUGACUAAACAUACUUGGGGUAUCUUUUAGAGCAGAGAUGCUCAAUUCCUCCACA